Messenger RNA from Carassius auratus (goldfish), 1754 nucleotides. RefSeq names its product calcium/calmodulin-dependent protein kinase IGa (gene camk1ga). Gene Ontology annotation, molecular function: protein kinase activity; ATP binding. Bases 50 to 1336 code for a protein of 428 amino acids. Gene Ontology annotation, biological process: protein phosphorylation. The record is from RefSeq and is a predicted model, not a curated record. Lineage: Eukaryota; Metazoa; Chordata; Actinopteri; Cypriniformes; Cyprinidae. The transcript is spliced from 12 exons.
AGAUGACCGUGUGUCUGCUGCAGAAUCAGUCAGAGAAACGGGAGUCACGAUGGGUCGCAAGCAGAUCGACUGCAGCUGGAAGAAGAUCACGGACAACAUCAAGGACAUCUUCCACUUCAAGGAAGUGCUGGGCUCGGGCUCAUUUUCUGAGGUCUACCUGGUGCAAGAGAGAAAGACGGGGAACUUGUACGCCCUGAAGUGUGUGAAAAAGAAACAGCUGCACCACUCCAACCUGGAGAACGAGAUCAAAGUGCUGAGGAGGAUAAAGCAUGAUAAUGUGGUGGGACUGGAAGAUUUCUAUGAAACGAGGACGCACUAUUACCUGGUCAUGGAGCUGGUGUCGGGUGGAGAGCUCUUCGACCGUAUUCUGGAUCGAGGUGUUUACACGGAGAAAGACGCCAGCUGUGUGAUCAAACAGGUCCUGGAGGCCGUUUCCUACCUGCAUCAGAACAGCAUCGUCCACAGAGACCUGAAGCCUGAGAACCUGCUGUACUACAGUCCAGACGAGAACGCCAAGAUCAUGAUCAGUGACUUCGGCCUGUCCAAGAUGGCCGACCACGGCGUGAUGUCCACAGCCUGUGGAACACCAGGAUAUGUUGCUCCGGAGGUUCUGGCUCAGAAACCGUACAGUAAAGCUGUGGACUGCUGGUCUAUCGGCGUCAUAACCUACAUCUUGUUGAGCGGCUACCCGCCGUUUUAUGAGGAGAACGAAACGCGCCUGUUCGCCAAAAUCAUGAAGGCAGAAUACGCCUUCCACUCUCCGUACUGGGACGAAAUCUCUGAGUCAGCAAAGGACUUCAUCAGGCACAUGAUGGAGAAAAACCCUAACAAACGCUUCACCACCGAACAAGCGCUCGGUCAUCUGUGGAUCAGUGGAGACACGGCACUCAGUGACAACAUCCUUCAGUCGGUCUGUGAGCAGAUGCAGAAGAACUUUGCCAAAUCUAAGUGGAAGCGGGUCAUUAACGUGGCGGUGGUGGUCAGUCACAUGAGGCGACUCCAGCUGGCCCACGCUGACCCUCCGGCCCUGGCCCCACUCAUCCCAGUGCUGGACGUAUCGUCUCCAGGCCCACCCCCCAGCGAGCUGGACACCAAUGGGAACCCCUCGUGCAGUCACAUGACCGUGUCGCCUCAAGCUGAUGUCAGCAGGGGGCGGUGCCAGCUCAAGGCCUGCAGCAGCGAGCCGAUGCACACGCUGGUCAUCUGUGAGACGGGGCAACACGCGUUUCCCUCCGAGUCCGACCUGCCCUGCGCCGCCAACAGAUCGGAAAGAGUGACAUGUUGCACAGAUGGGCGGGGCCAGUCCAUGCAGACCGGGGUUUGCUCUGUGAUGUAAUCAUCUGAUUGACAGCUGUCAGUCAACUGAAAUCCUGCGCUCGUAGGAUGAUCAGGUGUGUGUUCCUCACACACUGUUCGGGAUCCGCUGCAAGCCGAGUGCCAAUCUCUCAUAUAUUCAUGUACGAUAGUCGUAUUUGGGCCGAUGGCGUUGCAUCAUGGGAAGGGCGGAUCACGUGUGCCACUGUUUUACUGUAAACGGCCACAAGUUUGAGUCUUUUUAAUAUAAGAACUGUUUAAAUCUUAUUUUCUUAUUUCAGACUUAUACUUACUGUUGUAAUCUCUCUGUAUAUGUUUUAUAUAUGCAUAUAAGAUGAUUGUAUCUGUUAUUUAGGGGCUUAUUACUUGCCCUGUUUUAAUCCAUAAACACACUGCUGCAUGUCUGUAUUAAAAAGCAUAAAAUAAAAUAAUUUAUGUUC